UGUUGUCCCCACAGAACCCGCUAAAUAUUUACAUACUGUGAAAUUGUGCCAAAUUUUGUGAAUCUAUAAGCCGGCAAAAAUUAAUUAAGAUAAUGUCAUCAGAACAAGCUGCAACGGAAGGAGGCUCAUCAGAUACGCCUUCUUAUGAGUUGAAAAAGUUUCAGUUGAAACGCAUUCUAAAUAAUAAUACAGUGCGUAAGAGCAUUGCUUUACUGGGCACAUUCCCAGAUUUAUCGUCCGAUAACCCCGCAAUUGUAGUGUUUGAGAAAAACGCAUACCGAGAGAGUGAUGUUGCCACAGAUGAAUCUGAAACACUGGACAAAGAGGCGCCAAGCUACUUCAGUAAGGACUUGAACGUGGCUACUCAAUUCAUCAAUAACAUAUAUGGCAGUUAUCAGGUUGUUCCCCGUCAGGAACUUUGUGCUGUAAAGAGCACCGUGAUUUAUCCUGCCACAGAGAAGCAUAUUCAAAAGUAUUCCAUUUGCCAGAAGUACCUCAUCAAUGAAACUCCCGAUCUCUAUGAGAAGUUAACUCUUCCCUAUCUUCUAUCAAAAGCCGAUCAGUUUUCUCUUGAAUGGGUUUACAAUAUACUCGAGCAUAAGCAAGAAACUGAACGCAUUGUCUUCGAGGAUAAGGAUCCUGAAACGGGCUUUGUCCUUUUGCCAGAUUUAAAAUGGGAUGGAGUCAAUGUGGAAAACCUCUAUCUGCUUGGCAUAGUGCAUCAGCAUAAUCUUAAGUCACUGAGGGAUCUCAGGGGCAGUCAUCUGCCAUUGCUACGCAAUCUUCGACAGUCGUCCAAGGAUGCAAUUCAAAAGCGCUAUGGUCUAAAUCCUAGCCAAUUGCGCAUGUACUUUCACUAUCAGCCUUCAUUCUAUCAUCUGCAUGUCCAUAUCAAUCCCAUAAGAAAUGAUGCACCUGGAAUUUGGUGCGAGAAAUCCCAUAUGCUGGACACUGUAAUUAAUAAUCUUGAACUGAUGCAUGAUUACUAUCAACGAGCCACUCUUCCAUUCGUCUUGUAUGAAGGCAAUAAACUAUUGGAUCUCUACGAAGAGCAAUCACCAAUUAGAUCAACUAUUGUGUUGUCCCAGGACAAAAAGGAUGACACUACACCAUCGCAACAAUUAAAUGACGAAGAUUCUGAAGAAGAUCAACAUCAAUGUAAACGCGCUAAACUUGACAAAACGGAGCCAAACGAGAGUGAAAUUGUUGCACCGGCAUGUGCUUAAGGUUAUUAAGUCUUGCAAUUGUGAAAGCUUGAAAUUAAAAUAUAAAUAAUAUGCAUUAAAUUGA
This is a messenger RNA of Drosophila willistoni, 1290 nucleotides long. It is a transcript of the gene Dcps, whose product is annotated as m7GpppX diphosphatase. Gene Ontology annotation, molecular function: RNA 7-methylguanosine cap binding; hydrolase activity. NCBI's taxonomy places the organism in Eukaryota, Metazoa, Arthropoda, Insecta, Diptera, Drosophilidae. The transcript has 3 exons. Gene Ontology annotation, biological process: deadenylation-dependent decapping of nuclear-transcribed mRNA. The record is from RefSeq and is a predicted model, not a curated record. Gene Ontology annotation, cellular component: P-body; nucleus. Bases 93 to 1226 code for a protein of 377 amino acids.